UUGCCCUACCUAUAUAUGGGGGUUUCGUCCAACAUAAAACGAAUCUCGACCCAAAAAAAUUAUCUUAAAAAAGGAAUAACCAAAGAAGUCUCAAGAAUGGCGAUUGAAGCAAUAUUUGGCAUUCCCUUUAUCGUCCUCUUCUUCUCUAGUUCUCAAGCAACAACAUUCACCAUCACAAACAAUUGCCCUUACACUAUAUGGCCGGCAAACUUGGCAGGCAGUGGCCCUCAAUUGUCUUCGACUGGCUUCGAAUUAGGCUCCAAAGCAUCAUUAACCCUAACUGCCUUGCCACCAUGGAGCGGCCGGUUCUGGGCUCGUACCGGUUGCACUACAGACGCUUCCGGCAAGUUCAACUGUGCCACGGCAAACUGUGGCACCGGCCAAGUCCAAUGUAACGGUGUUGCCGGAAGUCCACCUACCUCUCUUGUAGAGUUCUCUAUAGCACCAAACAAUGGAAGGGAUUUUUAUGAUGUUAGUCUUGUUGAUGGCUUUAACUUGCCCAUUUCGGUGACCCCACAAGAGAAAUGUGAUAAAAAAAACCGACCGACGAAAUAUUCACUGAUUUUCAAGCAACAAUGUCCUCAAGCUUAUAGUUAUGCUUAUGACGAUAAGACUAGCACUUUUACAUGUAAUGGUGGAGCAAAUUAUCUUAUCACAUUUUGCCCAUGAUUGUUUUGGGACUAUUUAUUUGUAGGCAAUAAAAAAUGAAAAGUUGGGAAAUGUUUUUUUUUUUAAUAACAGAAGAGGAGAUUCGAAUUUGGGUCUA
Molecule: messenger RNA, 766 nt
Organism: Jatropha curcas
Lineage: Eukaryota; Viridiplantae; Streptophyta; Magnoliopsida; Malpighiales; Euphorbiaceae
Source: RefSeq, a predicted model, not a curated record